AAAGAGAGAGAAAGAGGGGUAAGCCCCCUGCAAAAUAAUAAUAAGAAUAAUGGAAAACAUUAUUAGUAUUCAUCGGGGUGAGCUUUUUCAAGAAGUAUGGGAUCCUCAACACGCCCUAAAGCAAUUCCCACCAUUUUCGAGAUGCAGAGAAAAGAGCCCCUCUCUCUCUUCAUGCUCCUCCUCCUCCUCUUGAUUCUCUCUCUAUUCCAUGGACUCCCAGAUGAGUUGUCUCUCUCUUCUCUCUCAUAGAUGCGAAAUCGCCAUGUUUCUGAUUCUUCUGAGCUUUUCUCUUUGUUCUUCUAAUCAACUCUGAGAUUUCUUCUCUGCUUUUUGGUGGGAUUUUUUUGGUCUACUUAUUCUUGUGCUGGGUUAAUUUAUUGAUGAUUUGGGGAUUGGAUAGUUGGGUUUUCUAUUGUUUUCGUUUCUCUGAAAGUGUAUAUAGUGCUUGGACUCUGUGUUGACUUGCUUCCUUGAGAUAUUUUGGGUUUCUCAGGAAGAUUGUAAUUUCAUUUGUUCUUGAAACUUUAUACCCCAUUUUGAUCUAAAAAACUCUGGGUUUUUUUUCAGUGUUGUUUCUGUUGUUAUAUGUAGCUUUCGCGUUUUCUUUGUUAUUCUCCUCAUUGUAUCAUUUACUUCUCAUACUUUGUGGAUCUGAGCUUUAGUAUUCUUUUUGCUUCUGUCAUAGUUGUUCUCAUAUGUAUCAACUGGGUUUGCUUUGUUGUUACCCUAAUCUUUGAAUUACAGUUCACAAACAGUCCUAUAACCCCCAAUCAUUUUUAUCUUGGGUGGGAGUGCUUUGGAGGAAUAUUUCAAAUUCCCUUUCAUUUUAUUACCUUCUUUCUUAAUUUUACAGUAAUUUAAGGACUGAUUUUCAGUCAGAUCAAUAGGCGCCUGCUUCUUAUGAGCGAGGCAAAUUGGUCUAUGGGAAUAAUUGACAAUUCGUUCUCUGAUCUUAUAGAAAGAGUGACAGAUUGGAUCCCCUGGAGUAGUGAUCUUUAUAGUGUUUCUAGGGAAUUUUCAAUGCCAAAUGAGGAUUAUAUGAACUGUAGUGAAUUGGAGGGUAUGAGAAUUAGCCCUGAAGAUGCAGAGAGGAUUAGGGCAUGUAACUUUUGUAGUCAGUCUCUAGAUUAUGCAGAGAAACACCACCCUAUGGCUUCUGGGCAGAAUAAUCUGCCCCCUUUGGUGAGUUUGGAUGGUGAUAAUUUUGAUAGUUCUUCUGCUAAUUGUGGUUCUGAUGAGAACUUGGUGUUUGGUCAAAGUGGAUCAUCUUCUGGUGGUUCUGAUGAGAACUUGGUGUUUGGUCGAAAUGGGUCUGGCCAAAAGAUUGUGGAUGCCUCCUCUGUUGAUGGCUUUGAUCGGUUUCUUGAAGGGAAGUGUGAUUCUCCUCAAUCAGGGCUUGGGAGUAGUGUCAUUUCGGCUUCGAACCGUUUGUCUCGGCUCUCCAUUGGCUGCCGUUCUAGUAGAAGUGACUGGGAUGAAGAAUGUUAUUUUAAGGAUGGGGAGGCAACCAAGAAGAGUCACUUGAGCCCAUCAAAUGAAUGCUGCCAAGAAUUUUCUGAUAUAGAUGGCGAAAGUACGUUUGUCAGACACGAGUUGUACAACUUCAAGUCAGGAGCAUCUAGUCCUUGGAACAGCCCCACUAUAAUUAGUAGUCCUGAUGGAGCUGAAUCUUCUGUGAAAAAUGACCAAGGCGGGACCGCAAGGUCACAAAAUGAUGCUCUUAUGGAGCGAGAUAUGUUUAGGAGGAGUGAGACAGAGACUGAAGAUCUUGAUGAUUGCACUGAUGCAUCCCCUGUUUAUCGGCAUGAAUCUCAAAAGGAAGGUCACCAACCUUUGGAUUUUGAGAACAAUGGCCUUAUUUGGUUUCCUCCUCCCCCUGAGGAUGAAGGGGAUGAGGUUGAAAGCAGCAUCUUUGAAUAUGAUGAUGAGGAUGAUGAUGAUGUGGGGGACAUGGGAUUGCGAUUCUCGUCAAGUAGUUUCAGUGGCAAUACUUUCCGAACCAAAGAGAAACCAAGUGAAGAGCUCCAAGAACCACUUAGAGCAGUCGUUCAUGGACACUAUAGGGCUCUUGUAGCACAAUUGUUAAGGGGAGAUGGGAUUUUUGUGGGGAAUGAGGAUGACAAAGAGAGUUGGCUAGAGAUACUUACUGCACUAGCAUGGCAAGCUGCCAAUUUUGUGAAACCAGACACUAAGAGGGGAGGAAGCAUGGAUCCUGGUGGGUAUGUGAAAAUCAAGUGCAUAGCAUGCGGGAAGCCCAGUGAAAGCACUUUCAUUAAGGGGGUUGUUUGCACAAAGAAUAUAAAGCACAAGCGAAUGACAUCGCAAUACAAGAAUCCUAGGUUACUUCUCUUGGGUGGAGCAUUGGAGUAUCAAAGAGUUGCAAAUCAGUUAGCUUCUUUCGAUGCCUUACUGCAGCAGGAGAUAGAUCAUCUCAAGAUGGUUGUUGCAAAGAUCGAGGCGCAUCGGCCAAAUGUGCUAUUGGUAGAGAAAAGUGUAUCACACUAUGCCCAAGAAUUCUUGUUGGCCAAGGAGAUAUCUCUAGUGUUAAAUGUUAAAAGGCCUCUAUUGGAGCGAAUAGCCAGGUGUAGUGGUGCUCAGAUUGUUCCUUCUAUUGAUAAUCUUACUUCCCCAAAGUUGGGUCAGUGUGAAAAUUUUCGGUUGGAAAGAUUUGUGGAAGAAGAUCGUGUUGCUGGUCAGCCCACCAAGAGAUCCAGUAAAACUUUAAUGUUUUUUGAGCGAUGUCCCAGGCGUUUAGGAUGCACGGUCCUUCUGAGGGGGGGUUCUCAGGAAGAACUAAAGAAGGUGAAAAAAGUGCUUCAAUAUGCAGUCUUUGCAGCCUAUCACCUGUCGCUUGAAACCUCUUUCCUUGCAGAUGAGGGUGCAACUAUUCCAAAACUUCCUUUCCAAUCUCCAAUUGCUAUCCCAGAAAAGCUGAGCAACAUAGAUAAAUCUGUUUCAUAUGUUCUUAGUUCUGCAACCCCUUUUGUUUGUGAGGCAGUGAUGGGAAAAUAUGAGGUCCUCAGUGGACACACUGAUCUAGUGAUGUCCCAUCCUGAAUCUCCAGUGUGCCAUUCAGCUCAAGUUGAGAGGAGUCCAAGUCCUAAUUUUGAUUUUGAUGGAAAUGAGUCAGGAAGUGAACUUGUGCAUUCUGGUCCUUUGUGUACUUCUCCCAAGGUUUUAGACUUUGCAAGAGUUCAUCCAUGUGAUAUUCCGAAUGAUGCAGAUAUAGGAUCAUCACAUGACGAUUUGGAGGGUUCUUUGUUAGACCAAGAGAUCUCCACUGAGUAUUUCCCAACUUCUCGCAACACUCAUCAGAGUAUCUUGGUCUCAUUGUCAAGCCGUUGUGUAUUAAAGGGAACAGUAUGUGAACGGUCUCAGCUUUUCCGAAUCAAGUUUUAUGGAAGCUUUGAUAAGCCAUUGGGGAGGUACCUCCGUGAUGAUUUGUUUGAUCAGUCUUCAUGCUGCCGAUCUUGUAACGAACCAGCUGAUGCUCAUAUUCGCUGUUAUACCCACCAGCAAGGAAGUCUCACAAUAUGUGUCAAGCAUUUGCCCUCUUUGAAGCUCCCUGGAGAGCGUGAUGGGAAAAUAUGGAUGUGGCAUCGGUGCCUCAAAUGUGCACACAAAGAUGGUGUUCCUCAAGCAACAAGAAGAGUGGUUAUGUCUGAUGCUGCAUGGGGUUUGUCUUUUGGGAAAUUCUUGGAGCUUAGCUUUUCAAAUCAUGCUGCCGCUAAUCGCAUUGCAAGUUGUGGUCAUUCCUUACAGAGGGAUUGCCUCAGGUUUUAUGGGUUUGGGAGCAUGGUUGCAUUUUUUCGUUAUUCUCCAAUUGAUAUUCUUUCUGUCCAUCUACCACCUUCUGUGCUGGAAUUCAACAGUGUGGUUAGACAGGACUGGGCCAAAAAGGAGGCUGCAGAGGUUAUAGAUAAAAUUGAAUUCCUUUAUGAAGAAGUUUCUGAUGCUCUCGAUGGCAUGGAGAAGGAAUUUGCUGCUUUUGAAAGUGGGUAUGAAUCUACCAAGGUAAUGGAGUUCUAUAAUUAUAUAGAUGAGUUGAAAGAUUUGCUGAUAAAGGAAAGGGGCGAAUACAUGGCAUUCUUAUAUAAGGGAGCAGUCGAGAUCUGUAAAACUAUGCAGCCAGUUCCAGAGGUUUUGGAGCUCAAUCAUCUGAGGCGUUGUCUUCUGAUCGAUUCUUACAUGUGGGACCGUCGGAUCUGUCUCUUGCACUCUUUAUCUGUGAAAAGUAAGUCUGGGUCUGCUUCAAGUCUCAAUGGAAAUACCAGUGAGACAAGGUUAAAAGAUACAGUGGAAACGGAGGUGCCUUGUAGAGAUAACAAGCCUGGUAUUUCAUCAGAAGUAAGUAGUCCAAAGAUUUCAAACGCAUUGGAGAAGCCUAAAGAUAACUUGCUACUUCCAAAACCAUCUGAGGAGAUGAAGGACUUGAUUAACACAGUUGGAUCACUGCCAACUUCUAGGGAUACUAUGGGCACAGUGGAUCUUAAGGGACCUUCUUAUUGUUCCACUCAGAUUGCAAUAUUGGACUCUAAUUCAAGUCCAACAGGAACAUUGGAAGGGAAGGGCAUUGUUGUAAAUACAACUUUGGAGCCCCUUUCAUCAUUUGCUUCGAAUCUUUCUGAUAAGAUAGAUUUGGCCUGGACUGGAGAAGGACAAAUAGUUACCCAAGGAGCCUCAAAUGGGCAUGGAACUGGUCCUGCCACUCUUGGGCCCACGGUUGGGAAAGACCAAAUUUCUCAGCGCAAAAUCUUGUCGCCUGUAAGAGUUUAUUCCUUUGACUCUGCACUAAAAUUCCACCCUAGGAGUAAGAAAGGGCCCCUUCAUAGUGCCUUGCAUCUCUCUUCGACGAGGUCAUUCCAUUCUUCAGGGGAUUUCAGGAGCUUGGUUUGGGAACCAAUACCCAAAAUCCUGAAAUCUUUCUCGAGGGCAUCCCCUGGUUCCUUGGAAGCCUUCCACAAAUUUGAUUUCCUGUUCAGUUAUUCACCCUCUGUCAUCUCUUCAAUUUCACGAAUUGUAACUGAUGGAGCGAGAUUGCUAUUGCCUGCAACGAGUCGAAAAGAUGUGGUUAUUGCUGUUUAUGAUGGCGAACCCACGAGUGUUAUAGCCUAUGCGCUUUGUACAAAGGAAUAUGAGAACCAGUUAUCCGAUAAGCUUGAUGAGAUAGAAAGCUCUAAGGAAAGCCAUAUCGGUACCCAUUCUUCUUUUGGGUCAGUUUGGCACUCUGAUACCUCCCUUGACACCGAUUUUGUUCACCCUAGAAGCUAUGGGUCUGAGGAGAUAUCAUCUUUGAAGGGGAGUCCAGUGUCUGAUAUGGGGAAAUCUCCUCUUCAUGUCAAGGUCACAUUUGGUGAUGAUUCUUCACUUCCUUCUGGAAAGGCAAGGUUUUUGGUUACCUGUUAUUUUGCAAGGCAGUUUGACGCUUUGAGGAGGAAAUGCUGCGAUAAUGAGAUGGAUUUUUUGCGCUCUCUUAGUCGCAAUAAGAGAUGGAGUGCACAAGGUGGGAAGAGUAAUGUUUAUUUUGCAAAGACACUGGAUGAGAGGUUUGUAAUUAAGCAAGUCACAAAGACAGAGCUCGAGUCAUUUGAAGAGUUCGCUCCUGAGUACUUCAAGUAUCUCUCUGAUGCUAUAAGUACAGGCAGCCCGACUUGCUUGGCGAAGAUCCUUGGUAUCUAUCAGGUAACAGUCAAGAAUUUGAAGGGUGGUAAGGAAUCGAGGAUGGACUUGAUGGUUAUGGAGAAUCUGUUUUAUGGGAGGAAUGUGUCAAGGGUUUAUGAUCUCAAGGGUUCUGCUCGUUCUCGUUACAAUCCUGAGACAGGGAGCGGAAAUGUCCUGCUAGAUCAGAAUCUGUUGGAGGUGCUCAGGACAAAGCCGAUAUUUUUGGGCAGCAAAGCCAAGCGCAACUUAGAAAGAGCGGUGUGGAAUGAUACAUCGUUUCUUACUUCUGUAGAUGUAAUGGAUUACUCAUUGCUGGUUGGGGUCGAUGAAGAGAGCAAGGAGCUGGUGAUGGGGAUCAUUGAUUUCAUGAGGCAGUACACGUGGGACAAGCAUUUCGAGACUUGGGUCAAGGCCUCCGGUAUUCUUGGGGGUCCAAAAAAUGCUGCUCCUACUGUAGUUUCUCCCGAGCAAUACAAGAAGAGGUUUAGAAAGGCCAUGUCGACCUACUUCCGCAUGGUCCCUGAUCAGUGGUCGCCUUAAAAACCUGGACAUCAGUCUCCCUCCCCCGAAACUAACUACUUAGCUUUUUCUCUUUUCAACUCUCUCUCUCACACACCAGCUACUUGGUAGAUAAAGCACUUUUGGAAUUGUUCAGGUUCUUUGACAAAUCUGUAUAGUAGAGUGAUGAUGGGUUUUGCCACGAUUGGUUAAUAACAAGAGCUUGCAAAAGAAGUUCUGCAAGGAGCUCUUUUUAUUUGGUGUAUCUAGGCAUGCCUAUGUUGUAAGAGUAUGGGUAGUGCUAAUAUGUUGCAAAGGUGGUCCGUUACGCACCCAUUGUGUAAAACAGUUGAUCUCUUGAGCAUGCAAUUGUAUUUUGCCCUCUGCAUUCAAGAGGGAGGGACCCCAUUUUGUAACUUAUUUUAAGUUGCAGGGUUGAAGCGCUAUUUUUCUUCUCCAAGCAAGUAAUCAAUGGCAUGAAGUUGGGCUUUUGUUGA
Messenger RNA from Amborella trichopoda, 6656 nucleotides. RefSeq names its product FORMS APLOID AND BINUCLEATE CELLS 1C (gene FAB1C). The record is from RefSeq and is a predicted model, not a curated record. Gene Ontology annotation, molecular function: ATP binding; 1-phosphatidylinositol-3-phosphate 5-kinase activity. Gene Ontology annotation, cellular component: endosome membrane. Gene Ontology annotation, biological process: phosphatidylinositol phosphate biosynthetic process. Lineage: Eukaryota; Viridiplantae; Streptophyta; Magnoliopsida; Amborellales; Amborellaceae.